Molecule: messenger RNA, 1027 nt
Organism: Procambarus clarkii (red swamp crayfish)
Lineage: Eukaryota; Metazoa; Arthropoda; Malacostraca; Decapoda; Cambaridae
Source: RefSeq, a predicted model, not a curated record
GUAAGAGUCAAGUUAAGAGUUGGAACUUGGAAGACUUGUGGAGGUAAACACAGACACGUGCAGCUGGCCGCCGACCCUCAUGCACCUCACUUAACAUUAUUAUAUCAUAAUGGCGCAUAGUGAUUCCUCUGAUGAGGAUAGUGUGGAAGCGCCGUCACAGAACAAAGAACUUACACAAGCUGAUGAAGCAGAACCAAAAUUGAAGGGUACAGAAAGGAUUUUGAGUAAGGUAACCAAUAAACCAGAUGAUUAUAGUUUCCUUGAGGAGCCGGGCGCUGCUAAGGUGCAAAACUUGGAUUCCAAUACAGAAUUGUACAUUUUUGCAAUACCAAGUAAAACUUUAGAUCCACUGAACCUGGUAAAUGCACACAUAGUUAUUGGUGGUACAAAAGAGCAAAACCUUAUUGUGCAGAAACAACAAUACAGAAUUGUGACUUGUGAAAAUUCUUCUGCGGAUGACACUUCCACCCUUUUUCUUCCUGAUGAAAAGGGUGAAUUACACGCAGUCAACUCGAUGGUCAAGGGUCGUGUGAUGAUCAGAGGCCAGCUUGGAGACCUUGACAAUCAUUCAAGAAUAAAUAUAGAUGACCUUAGGUGUGUUCAGCACAAACCACCGACAGAUAUAAAAGAGAGGAACUUCUGGAGUAGCAUAGAUAAUGCAGUGGAAUCUGAAGUAAUCAAAAAUACAGUCGACAAGGGAGUGGAUGAAACAUUGACGCACAGUGCAAAGAAGAAGAAAAAGAAGAAGCGGCGUGAAUCAAUGGAUUUAAAUGAUGGCAGCCAGGCUAAGGAAGCAUUGGAUAUUGAUUCAUCUCUAAACACUUCUACUACACACAAAAAGAAAGUAAAAAAAUCUAAACGACAGAAAGAAGUGAAUACAGACUCAAGUGCAGAGAAUCUUGUAAUUAGCGAUGACAUGUUUGAAGAUUCUCCAAAAAAGAAGAAAAAGGUUAAAUCUUUUAACGUUACAGUGUAAUGUGUUUCAGUAUAAGUGAAAUAAAUAAAUGUUAAUAUUAAACAGCUGUUA